Messenger RNA from Nematolebias whitei (Rio pearlfish), 2790 nucleotides. It is a transcript of the gene taf2, whose product is annotated as TAF2 RNA polymerase II, TATA box binding protein (TBP)-associated factor. The record is from RefSeq and is a predicted model, not a curated record. Gene Ontology annotation, biological process: transcription initiation at RNA polymerase II promoter. Gene Ontology annotation, molecular function: transcription cis-regulatory region binding; RNA polymerase II general transcription initiation factor activity; chromatin binding. Gene Ontology annotation, cellular component: transcription factor TFIID complex. NCBI's taxonomy places the organism in Eukaryota, Metazoa, Chordata, Actinopteri, Cyprinodontiformes, Rivulidae.
UACCAACCUGCUCCACAGCCCGAUGAUCAUAGACCAGACCCCAGAAACUCGACUCUGUCUGGCCCAGGCCUUGGCUCAGCAGUUCUUUGGCUGUUUUAUCUCCAGAAUGUCAUGGGCUGAUGAGUGGGUGCUGAAAGGGAUUUCUGGCUACAUCUAUGGACUCUAUCUAAAGAAGACCUUUGGAGUCAAUGAGUAUCGGCAUUGGAUCAAAGAGGAACUGGACAAGAUUGUUGAGUAUGAGCUCCAAAUGGGAGGGGUUUUGCUGCACCCCACCUUCAGUGGAGGCAAAGAAAAAGACAAUCCAACACCCCACCUUCACUUCUCCAUCAAGCACCCACACACCCUGUCCUGGGAGUACUUCAAGAUGUUUCAGUGUAAGGCCCACCUGGUGAUGAGGCUGAUAGAAAACAGAAUCAGCAUGGAGUUCAUGCUGCAGGUUUUUAACAAACUUCUGAGCCUGGCCAGCACAGCCUCAUCUCAGACAUAUCAGACCCACAUGUGGAGCCAGAUGCUUCUGUCCACUUAUGCCUUUCUCAAAUCCAUCUCCAAUGUUUCUGGCAAAGACAUUGGCCCCCUUAUCAAACAAUGGGUAGACCAGAGCAGUGUGGUGAAAUUCUUUGGCAGCUUUGCCUUUAACAGAAAGAGGAAUGUGCUGGAGCUGGAGAUCCGUCAGGACUACACAUCAUCUGGAACUCAGAAAUAUGUGGGUCCCAUCAAGGUUACUGUACAAGAACUGGAUGGGUCCUUCAACCACACUCUGCAGAUCGAGGAGAACAGCCUGAAGCAUGACAUCCCUUGCCACUCAAAGAGCAGAAGAAACAAGAAGAAGAAGAUUCCUCUGAUGAAUGGUGAAGAAGUUGACAUGGACUUGUCUGCCAUGGAUGCCGACUCCCCGCUCCUCUGGAUCCGAAUCGACCCAGACAUGUCUAUUUUAAGGAAAGUGGAGUUUGAGCAGGCGGACUUCAUGUGGCAGUAUCAGCUGCGCUAUGAGAGGGAUGUGGUGGCUCAGGAGGAAGCCAUCUCAGCACUGGAAAAAUUCCCCACUCCUGCCUCCAGACUGGCUCUAACGGACAUCCUCGAGCAGGAGCAGUGCUUCUACAAAGUUCGCAUGCAGGCCUGCUUCUGCUUGGCUAAGAUUGCCAACGCCAUGGUAAGCACAUGGCAGGGUCCACCAGCUAUGAAGUCUCUGUUCACCAGAAUGUUUUGCUGUAAGAGCUGCCCCAACAUCGUCAAGACCAACAACUUCAUCAACUUUCAGAGCUACUUCUUGCAGAAGACGAUGCCUGUUGCCAUGGCUUUACUCAGAGAUGUGCAGAACCUCUGCCCCAAAGAUGUUCUCAACUUCAUACUGGACCUCAUCAAGUACAAUGACAACCGCAAGAACAAAUUUUCAGACAACUACUACCGUGCAGAGCUGAUCGAGGCCCUAACCAACUCGCUCACUCCAGCCAUCAGCAUCAACAACGAGGUGCGCACAGUGGACAAUUUAAAUGCUGACGUUCGUCUCAUUUUGGAGGAAAUCACACGGUUCCUAAACAUGGAGAAGCUGCUGCCAAGCUUCAGGAACACCAUCACUGUUAGCUGUUUGAAAGCUAUUCGUGAGUUUCAGAAGAACGGUCACAUCCCCAGUGACCCGUCGCUCUUCAAGUCUUACGCCGAGUACGGACACUUCGUGGACGUUCGGGUUGCUGCACUGGAAGCUCUAGUUGAUUACACAAGAGUUGAAAGGAGCACCACAGAACUGCAGUGGCUGUUCAACAAGGUCCAGAAUGACCCUGUCCACUAUGUCAGACAUCAGAUUCUGGGCAUGCUCUGUAAGAACCCCCCCUUCACCAAGACGGCAGACUCAGCUCUGUGUAAUGAAGCUCUGGUCGACCAGCUCUGGAAGCUCAUGAACUCAGAUGGACGACGAGCCAGACCCUGUUUCUCUGGGGGUGUGUGGAGUGGGCCAGCCUCCUCAGGGCCUGAAGAGGAAGGCUGAGACCCCUAUGGGGUCUCCUCCGGAGCCAGGACAGGUUCUGCAGCAACAGGACGAUGAUGGAAGAGCGGGUCGCUACAAGAUCAGGUUCAACACCAUGGAGGAAGAAGAUAUUGAUAUGGAGACUGUUCAUGACAGUCAGGCAUUCAUUCACCAUCAGCUCAACCUGUUAGAGAGACCCUCUACUCCAGGUAAGGAGCCUCCGCUGGUGGAACAGACCUUGCUGUCCAUACCCAGCACACCUGUGCCCUCCUUCUCUAAGGAGACCGCUUCCUCGUCUUCCAAGCAUGGAGGCGACCACAGCCAUCAUCACCACCAUCACCACCACGAGCACAAGAAGAAGAAGAAAAAGCACAAGCACAAACACAAGCAUAAGCACAAGCAUGAGAGCAAAGACAAGGAGAAGGACAGAGACAAAGACAGAGACAACCUCCAUGCUUACAGCCCGGCCAGCGGCAGGUCUCUGCGCUCGCCUUCGCUGUCCGACUGAACAUCUGGAUGGGGUUCAGCUCCAGCUUCUGCUGACCCAGAUACAAAUCUUUCUGACGUCCAGUGCAGAGUGGCGACAUGCCGGUUUCUACGUUUGAUGCAGCAGCUUUGGUUUUAUUCUUUGGUUUUUAUCUGACUCAUUUGGACUUCUAAUAGUUUACUUGUAAUCCUUGUAAUCCCAGAGACAUCUUGGUGUCCUCCCACAAUGCAUCUCUACACUUUACUGCCAACAUGCAGCGUACCGUUUGUGAGGUCGGAUGACCUCUGAUGUCUGAAAUUUUUGCUAACGUCCAUUUUCUUACAAACUGACAGGAACAUACAAC